AUGGAAGCCACCUCGUUUUCCAACUUACUCUUCUUUUUUCUCUUGGCCUCCUCGUGUUUCUGUUUUCACGCCACUGUCACCUACGACAGAAAGGCCAUUCUCAUCAAUGGCCAAAGGAGAAUCCUCUUCUCCGGGUCCAUACAUUACCCCAGAAGCACCCCUGAUAUGUGGGAAGAUCUGAUUUUUAAGGCCAAGGAGGGAGGGCUUGAUGUGGUUGAAACCUACGUCUUCUGGAAUGUUCAUGAGCCUUCUCCUGGCAAUUACAAUUUCGAAGGGAGGUAUGAUCUGGUGAGAUUCGUGAAGACUAUACAAAAAGCAGGGCUUUACGCCCAUCUCCGCAUUGGACCUUAUGUCUGUGCAGAAUGGAAUUUCGGAGGAUUUCCUGUUUGGCUUAAAUAUGUUCCGGGGAUAAGCUUCAGAACAGAUAAUGAACCUUUCAAGAGGGCGAUGCAAGGGUUCACUGAGAAGAUUGUUGGAAUGAUGAAGAGUGAGAAGCUCUUUGAGUCUCAGGGUGGCCCCAUUAUACUCUCUCAGAUUGAGAACGAGUAUGGGGCACAGAGUAAGUUGCAAGGGGCUGCUGGUCAAAACUAUGUGAAUUGGGCUGCGAAAAUGGCUGUGGAGAUGGGAACUGGAGUCCCUUGGGUAAUGUGCAAGGAAGAUGAUGCGCCGGAUCCAGUGAUAAACACGUGUAACGGCUUCUAUUGUGACAAGUUUACUCCAAACCGACCUUAUAAGCCUCUGAUUUGGACAGAGGCAUGGAGUGGCUGGUUUACAGAAUUUGGAGGUCCACUCCACAAAAGACCUGUCCAGGAUUUGGCAUUUGCAGUUGCUCGAUUUAUAAUAAGAGGAGGGUCCUUUGUAAACUACUACAUGUAUCAUGGAGGAACCAAUUUUGGACGAACAGCUGGAGGGCCUUUUAUUGCUACCAGCUAUGACUAUGAUGCUCCACUGGAUGAAUAUGGUCUGAUUAGGCAACCGAAAUAUGGUCAUCUAAAGGAGCUUCAUAGGGCUAUCAAGAUGUGUGAGAGGGCUUUGGUUUCAACAGACCCCAUCGUUACCUCAUUAGGGGAAUCACAACAGGCACACGUAUAUACUACGGAAUCAGGAGACUGUUCUGCUUUUCUCUCAAACUAUGAUUCAAAAUCCUCUGUUAGAGUGAUGUUCAAUAAUAUGCACUAUAACUUGCCUCCUUGGUCCGUCAGCAUCCUCCCAGAUUGUAGAAAUGUUGUCUUCAAUACAGCAAAAGUUGGAGUGCAAACAUCUCAGAUGCAAAUGUUGCCCACAAAUACUCAAAUGUUCUCAUGGGAGAGUUUUGAUGAAGAUAUUUAUUCUGUAGAAGAUAGCUCAUCAAUCACUGCUCCAGGUCUCCUGGAACAGAUAAAUGUAACAAAGGAUGAAAGUGAUUAUCUUUGGUAUAUAACUAGCGUUGAUAUAGGUUCAUCCGAAUCCUUUCUACAUGGAGGUGAACUACCCACUCUCCUUGUUCAGUCUACAGGCCAUGCUGUGCAUGUUUUCAUCAAUGGUCAACUAUCUGGUUCUGCCUUUGGAACGAGGGAGUAUAGAAGAUUCACAUAUACUGGCAAGGUAAACCUUCGUGCUGGAAUAAACAGAAUAGCUCUGCUCAGUGUUGCCAUUGGACUUCCCAAUGUGGGAGAACAUUUUGAGUCAUGGAGCACAGGAAUCCUAGGUCCAGUUGCACUCCAUGGACUUGACCAUGGAAAAUGGGAUUUGUCAGGGCAGAAAUGGACUUAUCAGGUUGGGUUGAAAGGAGAGGCCAUGGAUCUUGCCUCUCCAAAUGGUUUCUCUAGUGUUGCUUGGAUGCAGUCAGCAAUAGUUGUACAAAGAAACCAGCCAUUGACAUGGCAUAGGACUUCUUUUGAUGCUCCCGAAGGAGACGAACCAUUGGCAUUGGACAUGGAGGGAAUGGGUAAAGGUCAGAUAUGGAUUAAUGGACAGAGUAUUGGAAGAUACUGGACUGCUUUUGCUACUGGUAAUUGCAAUGACUGUAACUAUGCUGGUUCGUUUAGACCUCCAAAGUGCCAACUUGGUUGUGGCCAACCAAGCCAACGAUGGUACCAUGUCCCUCGAUCCUGGUUGAAGCCAACUCAAAAUCUUUUGGUUAUUUUCGAGGAACUCGGGGGAGAUCCCUCAAAAAUUUCACUUGUGAAGAGAUCAGUGAGCAGUGUCUGUGCUGAUGUGUCUGAGUACCAUCCAAAUAUUAAGAAUUGGCACAUUGAAAGCUAUGGUAAGUCAGAAGAGUUCCGUGCACCUAAGGUUCACUUGCAUUGCAGCCCUGGCCAGACCAUCUCUUCCAUUAAAUUUGCCAGCUUUGGAACUCCUUUGGGUACUUGUGGAAACUACGAGCAAGGAGCUUGCCAUUCCCCAACUUCCUAUGCCAUAUUGGAGAAGAGAUGUGUAGGAAAAUCAAGAUGCACAGUCACUGUAUCAAACAGCAACUUCGGGCAAGACCCAUGUCCAAACGUGCUGAAGCGGUUAUCAGUUGAAGCUGUUUGCGCUCCAAGUGCUACAAAUUGGAGGGGUUGA
This is a messenger RNA of Sphenostylis stenocarpa, 2544 nucleotides long. Lineage: Eukaryota; Viridiplantae; Streptophyta; Magnoliopsida; Fabales; Fabaceae. The record is from the annotation of a GenBank genome assembly.